CCUCUCUUCUUCUUCUUUUUUUUAAGUAUAUAUUAAUUUAGUAGUUGACAUAAAAUAGCAUGGAAGAGAGAUAAAAGGGGUCCUCUAAAAUUAUGCCCCAAAGCAGAAGCCAAAGUCUACUUUGAUUGCACAAAGAAUCCACAGAACCCAAAAUCACACACACAAAAAAGAAGAAAAAGAUAGCAAAACACACACACACAUAUACACAGUAGAAUUUUAAGUUGAAGAUGUAUACAUAAAUCCAAUCAGGUUGAACCUGGACGACAUGUUGGAAGAUCGGUCUUGUUUGGUUCCGAGGGAUUUCACAAGAGAAAGCAACAACUGGUCGGCCUGCAUGAAUUACAGCCUCGAUAUGAUUGAAGUUCAGCAUGGUAAAAGGCCAUUGGAAAAUAAUCAGGAGGAUGAAGUUGUGCAACGCAAGUUGCCAAAGCUAUCUGAUGCUCGUGAUGGAGAAGAAGUCGUUCUAGCGUCACCAGAUGACCAAGCUGGUGACCAGCGUCAUGAUGAAGAUACCAGUUCUCUUAUUCCAUCCAUUGGCCGAGACAACUCUGUUAGCUCUCUCAUUCCUUGCUCCAGGUCUGAUUAUGGUGCUAUUGCAUCUUUAAAUCGUAGCUUCCGCUCGUUAAUUAGGAGUGGGGAGCUUUAUAGACUGCGGCGUCAACAAGGCGUGGUUGAGCAUUGGGUUUAUUUUUCUUGCCAUCUACGUCAAUGGGAAGCUUUUGACCCCAUUCGUUGCCGUUGGAUGCAUCUACCAUCAAUGAAUUUCAAUGAAUGUUUUGUGUUCUCAGACAAGGAGUCUUUAGCAGUUGGCACUGAGCUGCUUGUGUUUGGAAAGGAAAUUUUGUCGCAUGUCAUUUAUCGUUAUAGUAUACUGACAAACAGUUGGUCAUCUGGAAUGGAAAUGAAUGCACCAAGGUGUUUGUUUGGCUCUGCCAGCUCUGGGGAGAUUGCCAUUCUAGCUGGUGGUUGUGACUCACAGGGCAAUAUCCUCAGCUCAGCAGAACUUUACAAUUCAGAGACUGGAACGUGGAAGACCUUACCAAGCAUGAACAAGCGGCGUAAGAUGUGUUCUGCGGUAUUUAUGGACAACAAGUUUUAUGUAAUUGGAGGCAUUGGAGGUACAGAGUCGUCAAACGCGCUACUGACUUGUGGAGAGGAAUAUGAUUUGAAAACAGAAAAAUGGACUGAAAUUUCGAGCAUGUCUCCUGUCCGAGCUAGGGGUGAUAUGCCUGCUACUUCAGAAGCACCUCCUUUGGUUGCAGUUGUAAAUAAUGAUUUGUAUGCUGCUGAUUAUGCUGACAUGGAGGUGAGGAAGUAUGACAAGCAAAAUAAAAUAUGGGCUACUAUAGGAAGAUUGCCCGAAAGAGCAGCUUCGAUGAAUGGUUGGGGCUUGGCUUUUCGAGCUUGUGGUGAUAGGCUAAUUGUAAUCGGAGGGCCUAGAACCAUGGGUGAAGGGCAUAUCGAAGUUAAUUCAUGGGUUCCUAGUGAAGGACCGCCUCAGUGGAACUUGCUUGGACGAAAGCGAUCUGGUAGCUUUGUGUAUAAUUGUGCUGUCAUGGGUUGCUGACAUAUAUGAUUUUUGCAAGUAGAUACAGAAUUGGGAAUUCUUGCCAAUUGGUAAUUUAUCCCAACCUUUUCGUUUUUGAAUCCUUAUGUUUUUAUCUUAUCAGAUUACCAAACUAUACCCAAUAUUCAACAGAAUUACCUUCUUUAGAAGGUCGAUCUUGAGUACGACUUUUAUCAUCUCCCAUUUUCAUUUGCAUAAAACUCCAAAGGCGCCGCAGAGGUAAAAUAUUAACUUGAAGAUGGGAGCAAUACAGUGAUAGAUUUUGGUUCUGCUGUGAUCCUUAUUUUUCUUGACAUUGUUGAGGAAGAAAAAUAAGGUUUUGUAGUGAUGUUCAUUUGACAUCUUGUUUUAUGUACCAAAUACAUUUAUUCUUGUUGACAGACUACAAAUUGAGACAUUAUUGAUACCUUUAGAA
Messenger RNA from Solanum stenotomum, 1982 nucleotides. RefSeq names its product F-box/kelch-repeat protein SKIP11-like. The coding region runs from base 266 to 1567 and encodes 433 amino acids. Lineage: Eukaryota; Viridiplantae; Streptophyta; Magnoliopsida; Solanales; Solanaceae. The transcript has 2 exons. Gene Ontology annotation, cellular component: nucleus. The record is from RefSeq and is a predicted model, not a curated record. Gene Ontology annotation, molecular function: protein binding.